ACAUCCGCACGCGGCUCCUGCUCACCUCCCGUGCAUGGAAGUGUGAGGAGUCCACGGCGCCCUCGUCUGGUUUGCCUGUUGUAGGGACCUGAAGUGGCUUUCAAGUUUCAACUUACCUGCCCCCAAUGUUGUAGACAUUUUUACCGAGCUUCAGCAGAUACGGGAUGCGUUAUCAGCUGGUGCAGAUGAUAAGAAUACUGUCGAGCAAUAAAACUGACUGACGCACUUCGGUUUGGAUGUAGACAUUUGCAGGUUGUAUCAUUUUGUGUUUCUGAUGAUGAUGAAAGGAAGGUGUUGGUUCUGAUUUAAAUGGGGUUUAAAUGCUGCCUAUUUAAAACAAUUUAAAUGUUUUAAGGUAGCUUAUAUAACUGUUAAAGGCACAUUGCAAACAUUAUUUCCAAUCAGUGUGUGAAAUGUAACUUUGUAACAUCUACCACAUAUUUGUGAUCAUUACUGUGACUUCCUCUCUACUAACUGAAUACUGUACAAAUAUGCUCCCAACAGACCAUGUGUGUCUUUCUGUGUUAUAUGGUCACAGAGUCUGGGGAGGGCAGCUACAAGUGUCCUUUUGCCCCGAGGUGAUGUAAGAAGGAGAGCAGUGAAUGAACACAGAGACGUGCAGUCUGAGCAGCACUCGUAACCAUAAAUGGAAAAGCAAGUAAGGCAACAGGUGACCUUACAUCCACUGGUGACGACAUGGCACUGGAGGACAGCUGCAGAGAGACAGGAAAUGCCGGAAGCAGGGAGGGGGGAAUACAUGCAGCAAAUGGCUGAGGCUGGGAGUCGAGCCUUCGACCGCUGCGAACACCAAGGAUCAACAUGCAGAGGAGAGUUGGAGUGAUAGAGCCUGUGCAUGUCCUCAAGUGGAUAGAAGAUAGAGACCAGAUGCGGCCAAAUGGCCUGGCAGACAUGAGCAGCCUCGUUUCCAAGGCUGCCUUCUGCAUGACAUGACAAACAGAGGUGUGGUCUUCAGAGACCCGGACAGGACUAGACAGUGGCUCAUUUUCAAUGAAAAUGAUGAAGGCUGGUGAUGCCAUAUUGCAUCCUUAAUGAUUCCUGAGUCUGUGUCUACUCAAAUUGGCCAAUACAAGAACAGAUGGCCCCAUGGGUGGAAUCCAGACCGGCUCACUGUGCCUGUGACAACUUUGAAAAUCCCAGCAGUCCUUGCCAACCCUUCCAACCAUCUCCCCUUGGAGCUAGAUGCAGAGCAUGCACAGAGAGUCCCUGGGGCAGAACAGGGAGGCAUCCAAACUCCCCAAGUCAAGCUGAAAGAGAGGCAGAAGUUCUUCGAGGAGGCCUUUCAGCAAGACAUGGAGCAGUAUCUGUCUACUGGCUACCUGCAGAUCGCUGAGAGGAGAGAGCCAAUAGGAAGCAUGUCAUCUAUGGAGGUGAACGUGGACAUGCUGGAGCAGAUGGAUCUGAUGGACAUGUCCGACCACGAAGCCCUGGAUGUGUUUUUGCACUCUGGGGGAGAGGACAACAGCGCCGCCUCGCCUGUUGCAGGUCCAGAUGUGGAGUCCUUCACCACAGAGAUCAGUCUCCAGGUCCCCACCCAAGCCGAGCUCCGCCACAAGCUUUCCUCUCUCUCCUCCACCUGUACCGACUCAGCAAGCCAGGACACAGAGGCCGGGGAGGAGGACGAGGAGGAAGAGGAGGAGGAGCCCGAACAGGGAGGAGGAGGAGCGGGAGGAGCAGGUGUUGGGGGAAGGAGGAGAAGGCCCCCCAUGGUGGUGACGCUGGAUGAUGAAGAGGUGCACCCUGAUACAGCGCUGGUAGACAAGGUGGAGCAUGACGACCAGAGCAGCAAAGACUGUGAGGAGAGCAGGCCAAAGGUUUGAGGAGACGAGGACUGGAUUUAAAAACACACACACACACACUCACACACACACACACACACACACACACACACACACACAUACACAUACAAACACGCACAGAGCUGCAACAUCAAAUUGUCAUACAGGACAAUCCUGACUUUCUUUGAAAACAUCUGAAAGAGAACACAGUGAGGUUGCACUAACUGCCACAUGACCUUGCCUUAAAGCCCACCUAUGGGAGUUUUCAAUUCUAAUUGAAUCCUUUGAAUUAGCUUUUAGUUCCCUUUAGCAUUUUAGUUUUGAAUGGCUUAACAUGCACAAGAGUAAUUUGACAUCAUUCACAGAAUGCUCCAACAUUCUGGGUAAAGGUGUUGAAGUACACACUGAAACCAAGCAUGUGUUAUUCUGCAGUUCUUUGUUUUCAUGCUCUGUGUGAACAGUUUAGCUUUCACCACCAGCUCUGUCAGGUUGAUGACAUUCUAACAACUGCUUAAGUUAUUAAAAGACAACCUUCUUUUAACUUUGAGCUGUGGUCUAAAUGAAGGUGUGAUGUCACACUUCUAGUUUAGUUAAACUCCUCCAGGUUUUGACGUGCCCAUUAUUGAAAAUUUCAGCUGCUCUCCUCGUUAAAUGGGGUGAAAGGAAAAUUGUUUGUUGUACUUUAAGCAUGAAAACUUACAUGAAAAAACUUUGUGAGUGACACUACUUAAAAAAAAAAAAUCUUUCCAUGCUACGUAAUUAACAGCCUCUCUGUCACCAGUAGCAUUUCUUUAUGGCCUCAAAAUCUGGGCUAAUUAAGCAAUUAAUAACAACUUUCUUUAAACGAUUUGUGAUUUAGGUUAAUUGACUUGUUAAUAUAGCAAAUUCUAAACUGUUAGCACAAAGCACUUCACAAAUGACCUGCAGGGAGCACAGGGAUGCAUUUUUGGUGACUUACAGAUCAACUGAACCCCCAGAAAGUUACUGUUUUAUGAACUACAUACGCACACUCAGCAAUAUUUUCAAUGAAAAAUACCUAUUUUGCUAUUGGCUUUGAUGACCAUGAGGUAAUACCUGGCAGUCACCUGGCAGUGGGUUUUAAACCAUGGAGUCUGUAGCUUUGAGUUCAGGUUCACUCGGAGAUCAUUGAGAGGUUGAUGUGGGUGAAGACAUUGAAACAUGCAUGCACAUGGACCAUGCACUGGACGUCACUUUACCUUCAUACAUAGUUAGAUACAGGCCACCUUUGUGUUUGUAUGUGUUUGUGAUUGAGUGAGUGAGUGAGUGAGUGAGUGAGUGAGUGAAUGAGUGUGUGUGUGUGUGUGUGUGUGUGUGUGUGUGUGUGUGUGUGUGUGUGUGUGUGUGUGUGUGUGUGUGUGUGUGUGUGUGUGUGUGUGUGUGUGUGUGUUGUUGUUUCAUUGCAGCAGGAAGGCAGUUACAGCUUCCUGUUUCAAUAAAAUGACCUCCAGACCCACUGAAAAAAAAGAUCUGGCCCUUCAUCUGUCCAUAUUUGGCAUGGUGUACCCUGUGUAUGUGUGGGAGCAUGAAACAAGUAUUAGUGGGCUGGGAAGUUGUUUCAGUGUAACAGGAAGACACACCGUGGGUGCCUGGGAGUCCCUAACCAAUCUGAUUAAACCCUGGACGUGAGUCGUGCAUGACAGCUGCUUUGGGUCAAAACAGAGUCAAUCUAAGUUUGUAAAUCAUUGCAUAUUUUUGAUAAAGUACCAAAGAGGUUUCAUCUGCUUAUUUAUGUGAAUAACUAGGAAAAGAAGGAAGUGUAUGACUAAUGUGAGGGUGGUGAGCAAAGAUUUGAGCAACUUUUGCAACAACUUUUAAAAGAGAGAGCUACAGAUUCCCCUCGGUGCCCCAAACAUCCGCUCUGCACCUGUUACUUGAGUUGGGCUGAUGACAUCCAUCCACUAAGAAGUGGGUAAUGCUCUAAUCUGAUAUCUUAAAUGCUUUUUUUACUUGUCACUGUCUGAAUGUAAUCAGAACCAAUCAUGGAGGAGGGUGACCAAUCAAAAGCAAGGCAUAAGAGAAGUUCUGACUGGCUCUAAAGUUGUUGGCAAUUAUUGCAUUCAAACCUUUAGGGGCACACGUAUGCAAUACAGGAAAACAUUAUUUGUUGUUUUUUAUUUUGGUGUUUUUAAAUGUAAAAUUAGCAAUAAAAAGCCACCCCCCCCCCCCCCCCCCCCCUACAGAUGAAGGAAUGCAAAGGCACGUGUUCUUCCUCACCAUGUUCGAUUUCGUUUGUCAUGACUUUAUUUUGAAAGUCUGGGUUUCCCCACCGUCCUGUUACACGCAAAAACUCUCAAUCCUUCUAUACGAAGGUGGUGAAAACCUCCAGUGUGUGUGUGCGCACAUAGUUAAAUAUUUUCAUCUGCAUCAGCCUCCCAAAAGAGAUCACUGAUUUUACACACAGAAACACACACAUAAACACACAGGAGAGUUACCCAUCGCCAUUCCUUUGACCAAUAAUAUGUGGGUGAACUUCUCCUUUUGAGUGAGGACCAAAUCCCUGUCAGGACUGUGUGCUAUGCACUGGACAACACCCAGAAGGUUUAACUGUAUCCACAUUCUUUUGUACAGAAAUGUUGACGUUUGUGUGAUGUGACAGAGUUACUCUUUCCUUUCUUCCCUCCCCUUGCCUACAGUUUCUGACUUGUUGGUAAUAAAUGUUUCUCCCCCUGCAUUGUUUUAAUUUCCUCUCCAGCACUUCAGGAGCAAGUUAAGAGUAUGAAAUGUGAGCAGGAUUUAAGGUUCAAGCAUGUUAACAGUCCCUGCGUGCUCACUCUGAUUUACAGUCCUGCUGCCUGAGCUCUUUACUAAUGGAAAGCUGACAUGGACGGGGAGUGAAUGCAUAGAGCGUGUUCUGUAAAGAGAGGAAUGGAGAUUUAAACACAGGGAUUUUCUCUUGGGGGAGAAUAUUUUACCAUGUAUAUAUUCAUUAUUACAGUUAAAUGUUUUUUAACUGGAAAAUAAGACAAAGCAAUACAAGUGUUACACUGAGAGUAAAAGGCAUUUGAAGGCUGAAA
Notolabrus celidotus (New Zealand spotty) is the source of this 4831-nucleotide messenger RNA. RefSeq names its product dystrobrevin binding protein 1b (gene dtnbp1b). Bases 1050 to 1838 code for a protein of 262 amino acids. Gene Ontology annotation, cellular component: plasma membrane; cytoplasm; neuron projection. Lineage: Eukaryota; Metazoa; Chordata; Actinopteri; Labriformes; Labridae. The record is from RefSeq and is a predicted model, not a curated record. The transcript is spliced from 9 exons. Gene Ontology annotation, biological process: negative regulation of protein kinase activity; regulation of synaptic vesicle exocytosis; platelet dense granule organization.